Messenger RNA from Cavia porcellus (domestic guinea pig), 7411 nucleotides. It is a transcript of the gene Syt2, whose product is annotated as synaptotagmin 2. Lineage: Eukaryota; Metazoa; Chordata; Mammalia; Rodentia; Caviidae. Gene Ontology annotation, cellular component: axon; dense core granule; plasma membrane. The record is from RefSeq and is a predicted model, not a curated record. The transcript has 11 exons. Bases 401 to 1750 code for a protein of 449 amino acids. Gene Ontology annotation, molecular function: calcium ion binding; clathrin binding; calcium-dependent phospholipid binding. Gene Ontology annotation, biological process: cellular response to calcium ion; regulation of dopamine secretion; calcium ion-regulated exocytosis of neurotransmitter.
AUCCCGAUUGGCGGCGGGCGGGCGGGGGAAGCGGGGCGGUUGUUACUACCGCAGAGGGAGCCGCGCGGCGCGGAGCCGCAGAGCGGCCGCUGGAGGGACGCGGGGACCUCGGCUCGCCCCGCGGGUGCCGGCCCCUGCCAGCCCCUGCCCACCGCCGUCCGGGACCGGGAUCCACAGCCACGUUUCCUGCCCCUUCGUCCCCCUGAACUUUUUCACAGUCCACGCAGCACCUAGCGCUGUGCACUGGGAGAAGCUGGAAGCAUGCACAGCGCACACUUCCUGGGGAAAGUAGGGGCCGGCAGUGUGGACCAGGCGCCCCAGGAGAGUCCAAGGCAUCUAUGCUGACCUGUCCUAUGACCUUGGGCAACUGUCUAUCGCCUGCUGCAGUAUCUCCAUCCAAAUGGGGCUUGGGACUUACAGAAUCAGAAGCCUCCCCAAUCUGGACACCUGCUGGUUCAUACUUACAGCCAUCCCUGCUGCCACUAUGAGGAACAUCUUCAAGAGGACUCAGGAGCCCAUUGUGGCUCCUGCCACCACCACCACCACCAUGACGAUUGGCCCUGCAGAGAGCACCAACUCCACGGAGAGCGGCGGGGCUGGGGAGAGUCCGGAGGACAUGUUUGCCAAGCUCAAGGACAAGUUCUUCAAUGAGAUCAACAAGAUCCCCUUGCCACCCUGGGCUCUGAUCGCCAUUGCCGUGGUUGCUGGCCUGCUGCUCCUCACCUGCUGCUUCUGCAUCUGCAAGAAGUGCUGCUGCAAGAAGAAGAAGAACAAGAAAGAGAAGGGGAAGGGCAUGAAGAACGCCAUGAAUAUGAAGGACAUGAAGGGCGGUCAGGAUGAUGACGACGCAGAGACAGGCCUGACUGAGGGAGAAGGGGAAGGGGAAGAGGAGAAAGAGCCGGAGAACCUGGGAAAACUACAGUUCUCCCUGGACUAUGACUUCCAGGCUAAUCAGCUCACCGUGGGUGUCCUACAGGCUGCUGAGCUACCUGCCCUGGAUAUGGGGGGCACCUCAGACCCUUACGUCAAAGUCUUCCUCCUCCCAGACAAGAAGAAGAAAUACGAGACCAAAGUUCAUCGGAAGACCCUGAACCCUGCCUUCAAUGAGACCUUCACUUUCAAGGUGCCAUACCAGGAGCUAGGGGGCAAAACUCUGGUGAUGGCCAUCUAUGACUUUGACCGCUUCUCCAAACAUGACAUCAUCGGGGAGGUGAAGGUGCCCAUGAACACUGUGGACCUUGGCCAGCCUAUCGAGGAGUGGAGAGACUUGCAAGGCGGGGAAAAGGAGGAGCCAGAAAAGCUGGGCGACAUCUGCACUUCCCUGCGCUACGUGCCCACGGCCGGGAAGCUCACUGUCUGCAUCUUGGAGGCCAAGAACCUCAAGAAGAUGGACGUAGGCGGCCUUUCAGACCCCUACGUGAAGAUCCAUCUGAUGCAGAAUGGGAAGAGGCUCAAGAAGAAGAAGACGACAGUGAAAAAAAAGACCCUGAACCCCUAUUUCAACGAGUCCUUCAGCUUCGAGAUCCCUUUCGAGCAGAUUCAGAAAGUCCAGGUGGUGGUCACUGUGCUGGACUAUGACAAGCUGGGUAAGAAUGAAGCCAUUGGCAAGAUCUUUGUGGGCAGCAAUGCCACAGGCACAGAGCUGCGGCACUGGUCCGACAUGCUGGCCAACCCCCGGAGGCCCAUUGCUCAGUGGCACUCGCUCAAGCCCGAGGAGGAGGUGGACGCGCUUCUGGGCAAGAACAAGUAGGCGGCAACAGCUGGGACGGCCCCGGCGCCCUUCAUGGACACUGACAAGAUCCAGAGCUAUCAAUACCUCAGUUAUGCGACCUUAGAGGUUUUGUUUGGUUUCCUUUUGUUUCUGGUUGUAUACUUGUUUUUCUUUCUUCUCUUUUUAAAGACCAACUUUCCCUUUGAUGGAUGUGUGAGAGAGUCCCCUAAGAGGUAAAAGAGAAGCCUGGCUCUGUCCGUCCGUCAUCCUAGGAUCUGCCCGCUGCAUGCCCUGCCAUGCUGCCCCCUCACGCUUCCAGUGCUUCACUUGUUUCACCCUGAGUGAGGCACUCUGCUGACAGAAAGCCACAGCACUUCUGUUUUUGCACGUUUUGGACCAACAAAAUGGUGGCACAUCCUGUUUCCAGUGAAGGCAACACAGUGGCCAAUGGGUGUGUGUAUGUGUGUGUGUGCGCACGUGUGUGUGUGUGUGUGUGUGUGUGUGUGUGUGUGUGUGUGUAUGUCUGUCUGUCUUUGAGUAUGUCUCUAAGUCGUGGACAGUGAAUCUGUGUGGGAAGAAAAUCUCUUCAGGGACCUUGAGAUGAACCCCACAAUUUGUAGGAGAUCUAGCAGCCUCUGGAGAAGGCUCAACAUGCCAGAAGCUCCUACAUUCCUCGUAGGUGGCUCUUUGGGAGGCAGUGAGAUAAGGGGACUGGAUGUGUCCAGAACUAGGACCAAACCCCUGAUGCUGUCAUAGACUUCCUCCUGUCAGUCACAGCUUCUCCAGAAGUGGAGUUUCUGGCCAUUCAUGAAAAAGAACUACUCACUAGAUUGCUCAGACUCUCACAGGAACUGUCAGUCAGUUCCAGGAUCUCACUCUACUGACAAUGAAUAUCAACCUAUGAAGAAGCAGAAGUCUUUUUAUCCUGAAAGACCAAAAUUAAAACUCCUGCAUCAUUCCCCCAUCCAUUGGGAAACAGAUGCUGUCUCCCUCUCCAGAAUAUAAGCAGUGCAAUUCCUUUGUGUUUUUUUCUCCAUCGUGCUUUUGCUUCAAUUUCUCUUUUAAGUGGAGCAACUUGUCUGAAGACAUGUUAUCUGUACAGAGCCAGAGAACUGUAAGAGACAGCUUAAAUGUUCUUAGUUUCCUUGAGGUCCAGGUAAGAAGGGGAUGGUAAAAGGGGAGAAUGAUGGACAGAUGAUGGAGAGUUUCUGGGCUGGGGUCCCUGGGAUCCUUUCACUCCCAUCCCUCGCUCUCUGAACCCUCUGCCAUAUCAGAGGGCUUGUAAGUAGCUAGAGUGGCUCAUGGAGGGCUGUGAGGAGGCCCCAGCUUAAUACUCAUUAGGGAGUCUUUUUUCUAUAAAUGCCAAGAUGGGCAGUGGAGGAAACCUUGCCAGGGUUUCUCCCCAUGCUGUUGUACCAUUCCCCAUUCAUCUCAUCCCCAGCAUUGAUUUUAAAAAAGCCAUAUAUAUGUUAGUCAAGUUUGCACUUGAGUCCCCUUUCAAACCUUUAGCCUGGGCAGGAGAGUCAGGUCCCCAUAUGGCCAGAGGUCAACCCUUUUUGCCUCCCUUCCCUUAGCCUUUCUCUUCUGUCUCUUAAACCCUCAGACCCUUGCCAUUUCCUUUCCACAGAAGACUCUCAGCUUCCCAGGAAGCCUGAGAAUCACAUUCCCUGCAAAGAUGGCAGCACUUCCUGUCCUGCCCCAUCUGGACAGCUUUACCUUCCUGUAGGCACCUGAGAUGGAAUGAUAGUUUUGGGGAAGAAUCAGGCUUAGAGAUCCCACAGAGUGUCUUUUAAUUUUAUUAAAGAAGUGAGGAGGGUAUUAGAUUUUGCUUUGCCCUUUUAUUGUUGUUAUUUAAGUAGGGAGUGAGGGAACACCUCUACCAGAAAGAGACUGGAAAGCAAGUCUUGGCUGGCCUCUGCCUCAGAGACUGACCCUUCUCCUCCUUGCCCAUGGUAUAUGGGAAGUCAUGUAUUUUAUACACCCUGUGUUUGCAUAUCUACUAGGAAGACAGUACUGUAAUAGAAAUAUAAGCUCUGAUCCUUGGGACCAGAGUUGUGGUCAUGGUAGAGAGUUGUAGGCCAAUGGAGUGCCUUUAGAAUCUGGGAUGGCAGCAGAGUACCAGAGUCCAAGCAUGGACAUCAGGUGUCACUGGACUCCUCUUCCAUCCCUAGGGCUGUGGGAUUUUGGUGCUCUCUCAGGGUUCCCCCUAACCCACAUUCCACAAACCCUAUUCAUGGAAACUUCCUGUCAGUCUCUACCUUUAUGAUUUAACCCUAUUCUAAUCAAUCGCUUUCUACCAGCAGGAUUCUUCUGUGUCCAUUAACCUCAUUUACUUCUCCUAAAGCUCAAGACUUGCCACUCCCUUGCUAGAGAAGGGAAGGAAAUGGUAGGCCCCUCUGGUGGUUUGAGUGUCCUUGGCCUGAAAUGGAAGCUGGGUUUUACUACUCUGAGUCCACCUCUGGAGGGCAGCCUGAAGGGGUAGGCAAGUUACUGAGACUUUGAGUCUGGGCACCAGUGUGGCGCUCAUGUGGGUGCCACAAGCAGUUCUUUCCCCAAGUCCUGAUUUGUUCUCAUGAGCUACUUGAGCAGAUGGCACCUGGCUAGGUCCACAGGCUGCAGGGAACAGAGUGAUGCUUAUAAAUUUACUACACCUGAGGGCUGGUGAAACCCAAGCCACAGCAUCACUCCAAACGCUCACAGCUGUGCAGGUUACUUCUGUGAUGUUUGGGCCCUGGAGUGUCAGCAUCAAGUAGGAAAGAGUUAGGGAGUCUAGAUGGCUCUGGGGGUGUGAGUUGUCAUCUCAAAGUCUGUUCCAGAGAGAGGAAAGUACUUCGUAGAGAAGUUUUUUAUAGAGGGGCUGAGCCCAGGAUAACCUAAACCUAAUCCCACCCAGAAAUGGGAGGGUGGUGGUGGUGUUGGUGGUAGUCAUGGGGAAGCCUAAAAGCUUCGUUUUCUCCCUGGAUAAGCAUUCAGAAAGGAUGGUAACUCUCCCAGAGCCGUGGGCAGCUAUGUAAACUUUGGAAGCGGACGCCCAGGCCUGGGUGGGCAGAACGAGACAGUGAGCAGAGAUUUGGUACGAGCGAACAAUUUCCCUGGAGCCUCCUGGCUGGAGGACGGGACAGCAGGGACGAAGCCACCGUCUCAAAUCCUGGGUUUCUCUCUUCCCGUAUGGAUCUUGAGUCUCUGUGGGUAAAACUAGCUCUCUUGUAAACCUGUGCCCAGGAAAGAGAUGGGUGACAGCAGUGGGAGCACCUUUUCAGGGUCAGGAAGGGAGAAAUCCCUUGUUUAACUUCCUAUGCUAAAUCUUUGGCUGGGCCUUACUUGAUCUUUCUAGACCCGUCCCUGAGGGCGUCCAUCCCUUCAAGUUAGACUGAGCCAGGAGAUGCCCUCAUUGCCUCUGGUCUGCCCCUUCUCUGUUCUUUCCCCUUUCCCACCUCCAGAUGAUCGGAGGCUUCAGAGCCACGGGUGGUGGAAGGUGGGGAGGAGUCCCAAGUCCUGAUCCUGAUGGUCCAGAGCCCACCAGGUUGCUAGAUUUGGCAAAUAAAAGUACAAGAUGUGCAGUUAAAUUUGAAUUUCAGAUAAUAGCUUUUAAGUACAAGUGUGUCCUAGGAAAUACUUGGGGCAUAAUGUACUAAAAAGUGAUUCAUCAUUUAUCUGAAAUUCAGAUUUAACCUGGCCAGCAGCCUGUGUUGUGUCUGGCAACUCUACCCUCCGACCACGCUCCCCCUCGCCCUCUUGGUCCCAGGGGGCCAGAGAUUGGUCACCAUAGAUCUGGCUUUUCAAAAUGCAAUACUGAGAAGGGGACACUGUGACUUGAAGAUACAUGAAUAUACUUUAUUUUUCAAUUGACAACAAAACAAGAACCUUCUGAAGCCAUUUGAGCCUCACCUGACCCCUUCCAUGUGCGUUUAGUUCUAUAUAAAAGAUAGUUAUCUAUAAACAUAUGAACAGAAGUCUUGUUUAAUCAAGAUGCAUGUGUAUACCUUUCUGUAAAUAGCCGCAUGGCAAUGCUGGGAGUCUCCUUGAGUUCCCAACCCCAAGCCCAUUUUACAGAACUGGUUGAGCCUGUUCCUUUGGUUUAUGUUGUGUGGCGUCUCUGUCCCUAGUCUGACCCCCCCCCCCCACUAGGAAUGCUGCAAUGGGCACCAUCAGGGGAUGGAAGUUUCUGGCCCAGAGGCUGCCUCUGUUGGGAGAUGCUGGAAGCCUGUGUUCCCAAAGGUGCAUUUGUUGCACAUCUGUCUGCAAAGCCAUCCUUCAGGACACCACAGUGUGUCCAGUCUGGCAUCUGUAACCCUUGUUCCUGUGUCCUGUGUAUGUGUGGUGUAAUUCCCUCCUUCCCACUGUCUGAACUAAUUGAAAAGCCAUAAAGGGGGCCUCUUCCUGCUGGAGACUGCCCUCGGCUCCUCCCAGGAGCUCCUGUGUCCCUCUGGCUGGCUCCCCACAGAACACCUGUGACAAGCCCACUUGGCAUGACCCUCUUUUGCUCCCUUAGCCCGGUGCUAUGAGGACAGAUGGUGUCCAGGGCUUCUGGUGGGGCCUUAGGAGAUGACCCUGGCUGGCUCUUUUGGCCUAAGUCUGAUGACUCAACUCCAUCUCAUCCUGGGUGUGGGCAGGGCAGUGGUAGGGGCUCCUCAGUUUUGGAUACAUACUUGGGGGCUCUGGAGAGGAGCCCUGGGUUUUCAGGAGCAGCUAGCCAGUGGCUCAGUCUGUUCCCAUUUAGCCUUGGGACUGACAGAACCAGGCCUACUUAGCAUUUACUUACUGUGCCUGUCAAGGCCCCCAGAGGGUAAUGGAGCAGGGACUCAUGAGAAAAACCUUGGAGGAAAACCUUGGGCAGCACAGUGGGUUAAGCCCCUCCGACCUGCCAUCCUAGUCUGAUGGAUCCCGCCCCAGAGCAAGGUGGGCCAGGGGACAGGUAUGCACCAGGCUGUGCCUCACAUCUGCUUCCAGGGCAGCCCAAGGCGGUGUGCCAAAUCAUGGAGAGGUGGGCAAAGGGCACUGAGGCCUUUGAGGGCUCUGGUCAGUAUGGGGAACUGUGGUCCAGAGCCGGCAGCCCAGGCUUCUCAUGGCCCCCUGGACACCUCAGGCAAGAGCGAGAACUUGAGAACCGGGGUGGGCACACUAGACAAGUCACAGCCAGCCAGGUGGGCGCUGCCCUCACAAACCACCAUGCUGGGGCACACAGUCUGAGGAGUGGAGGGGACCAUUUCAGGGCUGGCUGGGAUCAGCGCCCCCUGCAGGGCCUCCCCCUCUCCAAACAGAACUGAGGCUGGGCUGGAGGGAGUCUGACCAGGUGUGUGGGGGUGGAUGUGGAGCACUGAAAUUUCUCCUCCAUCCUCCUCAGUAAUCAAUCAGGGGUGCAGGCUUUCCCCUCAGAGAAGCCUGACCAUUCUGCCCUGACUCCUGCUCACCUCAGGACUUGAUUUGCUGCUUUCUGAAAACCCGGGGGCCAGAAAACAUCAAAGUUAGGAGCAAAGCCUAGCCUGUCCUGAUCCAGGUCACCCAGGGACUGUGUGGCCCCCACCAGGAGCUUCUUGUCUACAUGAGGAGGACACUCAAGCCCUGGCCAACCCUUUCCCCUGCUUGGCAAUGCUCUCCACCCCUUAUGUGGACUCUGUUGUUCUUGUUGUCUGAUCUCUUGUCAAAUUGUUAUUUUGUAAUGAGCUGUGUCUCCUUAUUAAAGAAAUGAGCUGAAAGAAA